AUGGAUGUGUCAGAGCUUGGAGAGGCUGCGGCCUUCCUCAGAAGAAGCCAGGCCGAGCUGCUUCUGCUACAGGCUGUGGCCUUUGAUGGGAAGAAGAAAUGCUGGAUUCCUGAUGGCAGAAAUGCCUACGUGGAGGCCGAGGUUAAAGGGAGAAGAAAUGAUGGCAAAGUAAUUGUUGAGACAGCAGACGGAAAGAGUCUGAGUGUCAAGGAGGUUGAAGUCCAGCAGAUGAAUCCCCCAAAGUGUGAAAUGAUUGAAGAUCUAGCAAUGCUGACUCAUCUCAAUGAAGCGUCGGUCCUGCAUACCCUGAAGAGGCGCUAUGACCACUGGAUGAUCUAUACAUAUUCAGGUCUCUUCUGUGUGAGCAUAAACCCUUACAAGUGGCUCCCAGUGUAUCAGAAAGAAGUCGUGGCUGCCUACAAAGGGAAGAGGCGAUCAGAAGCUCCCCCUCACAUCUUCGCUGUUGCCGAUAAUGCCUUUCAGGAUAUGCUUCACAAUCAAGAGAAUCAGUCUGUACUUUUGACAGGAGAAUCUGGUGCUGGAAAGACUGUGAACACCAAACAUAUUAUCCAGUAUUUUGCCACCAUUGCAACCAUGGGUGAAUCUAGGGAAAAAUCUGCUGUAUUUAUUUUACCUGUAUCUCAGGGGUCUUUAGAAGAUCAAAUCAAGCAAGUGAAUCCUAUCUUGGAAGCAUUUGGAAAUGCCAAAACCCUGAGAAAUGAUAACUCCUCUCGUUUUGGCAAGUUCAUCAGGAUGCACUUCUGUGCCAGAGGCAAGCUGUCAUCUGCAGACAUUGAUAUUUAUUUGCUUGAAAAAUCCCGAGUGAUUUUCCAGCAGCCUGGAGAGAGGAACUACCACAUAUUCUAUCAAAUUCUGUCUGGGAAAAAAGAACUUCAUGACAUGCUCCUGGUGUCUGAAGAACCCUCCGACUUUCCCUUUUGCUCUCAGGGAGUUGUUGCUGUGGACAGCUGGGAUGAUGCUGAAGAAUUGCUGGCCACUGAUCGGGCCAUGGACAUCUUGGGCUUUCUUCCUGAUGAGAAGCAUGGAUCUUAUAAACUCAUUGGAGCCAUCAUGCACUUUGGAAACAUGAAAUUUAAACAGAAACCCAGAGAAGAGCAAGUGGAAGCAGAUGGCAUAGAAAGUGCUGACAAAGCUGCGUUCCUUAUGGGCAUUAACUCCUCUGAGUUGGUGAAGGGCUUGAUCCACCCUAGAAUCAAAGUUGGUAAUGAAUAUGUUACUAGAGGUCAAAAUGUAGAACAGGUGACCUGUGCUGUUGGUGCCCUGUCCAAGUCAAUAUACGAAAGGAUGUUUAAGUGGCUGGUGGCACGAAUCAACAGGGCGCUGGAUGCCAAGCUGUCAAGGCAAUUCUUCAUCGGCAUUCUUGACAUCACUGGUUUUGAAAUCCUUGAUUAUAACAGCCUUGAGCAACUUUGCAUUAAUUUUGCCAAUGAAAAAUUACAACAGUUCUUUAAUCAGCGCAUGUUUGUUCUGGAGCAAGAGGAAUACAGGAAGGAAGGCAUUGGCUGGGUGUCCAUCGACUUUGGUCUGGAUUUACAAGCCUGCAUAGAUCUCGUGGAGAAGCCAAUGGGCAUCUUUUCCAUCCUCGAGGAAGAAUGUAUGUUUCCUCAGGCCACAGAUGUGACUUUCCAGACCAAACUUUUUGACCACCAUCUUGGGAAGUCGGUUCAUUUCCAGAAGCCCAAGCCUGAUGAUAAGAGAUGUGAAGCUCAUUUUGAGCUUGUCCAUUAUGCAGGAGCGGUGCCUUAUAACAUUAGUGGCUGGCUUGAAAAGAACAAAGACCUUCUUAAUGAAACAGUGGUGGCUGUAUUUCAGAAGUCAUCAAACAGACUCCUGGCAAACCUUUUUGAAAAUCGCGUCGGUACUGACAGUGGUGAGUUGAACAAGUUUGGGGAAAAGCAGCGCAAGAGAGGAGUUUCAUUCCAAAUGGUUGCAUCUCUGCAUAAAGAAAACCUAAAUAAAUUGAUGACUAAGCUGAAAUCAACAGCACCUCAUUUUGUGAGAUGCAUAAAUCCCAAUGUGAACAAAAUACCAGGUGAGUUGGAUCCCUACUUGCUUCUGCAGCAGCUCCGCUGUAAUGGUGUCUUAGAAGGGAUCAGGAUAUGCUGUGAAGGUUUUCCGAACCAACUGCUAUAUGCUGAUUUUAAACAAAGGUACUGCAUUCUGAACCCAAGAGCCUUUCCGAAGAGUAGGUUUGUAAGCAGCAGAAAAGCAGCUGAGGAAUUACUUGGCUCAUUGGAGAUAGACCAUAUCCAGUACCGCUUUGGAAUCACUAAGGUGUUUUUAAAAGCUGGCUUUCUGGAACAACUGGAAGCAAUGAGACAUGAGAGACUAUCUAAAGUCUUUACAUUGUUCCAAGCCAGAAUACGGGGCAAAUUGAUGCGAAUCAAGUUCCAGAAGAUUCUGGAAGAGAGGGACGCACUUCUUUUGAUCCAGUGGAACAUAAGAGUUUUCAUGGCUGUGAAGAACUGGCCCUGGAUGAGGCUCUUCUUCAAGAUCAAGCCUCUUGUUAAAUCUGCUGAAAUGGGAAAGGCGAUAGUUGCUCUGAAGGAAGAGUGUGUGCAACUGCAAAAAGCCUUGGAGAAGUCAGAAUCUCAGAGGGAAGAACUGAAAGCAAAACAGGUCUCCUUCAUCAGGGAGAAGAAUGACCUGCUUCUUCAGCUGCAGGCUGAGCAAGAGACCCUGGCAAAUGUUGAAGAGCAGUGUGAGUCACUGAUUAAAUCCAAGAUCCAGCUGGAGGCCAGAGUCAAGGUGCUGUCUGCGCGAGUGGAGGAAGAAGAGGAGAUAAAUUCCGAGCUGACGGCCAGGGGGCGGAAGCUCGAAGAUGAAUGUUCCGAGUUGAAGAAAGAAAUCGAUGACCUGGAAACAAUAUUGGUGAAGUCACAGAAGGAGAAGUGUGCUACGGAGCACAAGGUCAAGAACCUGAUGGAGGAAGUGGAGUCUCUAAAUGAGGAUAUCAGCAAACUUACCAGAGCAGCCAAGGUCAUGCAGGAGGCCCAUCAGCAGACACUGGAUGACCUGCACAUAGAGGAGGAGAAACUCAGCAGCCUGAGCAAAGCCAAGUUGAAGUUGGAACAGCAAGUAGAUGAGCUUGAGGGUGCCCUUGAGCAGGAGAGAAAAGCAAGAAUGAACUGUGAGAGGGAAAGGAGCAAACUGGAGGGCGAUUUUGAGCUGCACCGCAAGAGCAUGGAGCACCUGGAGAGCAGCCAGCUGCAGCUGGCAGGAAAGCUGAGCGAGAAAGAACUAGAAAUGAAUCAGAUGAAUUCGAAGGUGGAGAAGGAGAGAAGCCUGGUGGCUCAGCUUCAGAACAUGGUUAAAGAGCUUCAGGUACAGAUACAAGGUUUAAAGAGGGAACUGGAAGUUGAAAGGACCACUCGAGCCAAGGUGGAGAGGGAGAGAGCUAACCUCACUCAAGAACUGGAAAACUUGAACGAGAGACUGGAGGAGGCAGGAGGCACCAGUUUGGCUCAGCUGGACAUAACUAAGAAACAGGAAACAAAAUUCCAGAAGCUUCGCCGAGAAAUGGAAAAUGCUACAUUGCACUUCGAGACAACUUCGGCCUCUUUGAAGAAGAGACAUGCAGACAGCCUGGCUGAACUCCAGGGCCGACUUGAAAAUUUACAACAGGUCAAGCAGAAAUUAGAAAAAGACAAGAAUGACUUGCAGCUAGAAGUGGAUGACCUCCUGACCAAUGUUGAACAGAUGACCAGAGCUAAGGCUAACUCUGAGAAGCUCUGUAGUCUGUAUGAAGAGCGCCUGAAUGAAGCAAAUGGAAAACUAGAUGAAGUGACUCAGUUGGCAAAUGACCUGAAAGCACAGAAGACAAAGUUAUGGAGUGAGAAUGGUGAGCUCCUAAGGAGGCUGGAAGAAAAAGAAGCUCUGAUAAACCAACUUUCCAGGGAAAGGAGUAACUUCACUCGGCAGAUAGAAGAACUGAAAGGGCAACUGGAAGAGGAAUCCAAAUCACAGAGUGCCCUGGCCCAGGCCCUGCAGUCAGCCAAGCAUGACCAUGACCUUCUACAAGAGCAGUAUGAGGAAGAACAAGAGGCUAAGGCUGAGCUGCUCCGGGCUCUCUCCAAAGGCAACAGUGAAAUGGUGCAGUGGAGAAUGAAGUACGCAGAUGACAUCACCCAGAGGACUGAGGACUUGGAGGAUGCCAAGAAGAAGCUGGCAAGCAGGUUGCAGGAGGCCGCUGAAGCCGUGGGGGUGGCAAACGCCAGAAACGCCUCCCUGGAGAGGGCCAGGCACCGACUGCAGCUGGAGCUGGGGGACACCCUGUGUGACCUCGGGAAGGCCCGCUCCUCCGCAGCUGUGCUGGGCCGGAAGCAGCAGCACUUUGACAGGUGCCUCGACGACUGGAGGCAGCAGCAGGAGGAGUCACAGGCCAUGCUGGAGGCCUCUCGGAGGGAGGCCCGGGCCCUCAGCGCCGAGCUCCUGGAGCUCAGGCAGGCCUACGAGGAGAGCAGCGCGAGCCGGGAGACCCUCCAGACGGCGAACAAGCAGCUCCAAGAAGAGAUUUCCAAUCUGACAAAUCAGGUAAGAGAAGGAAAGAGGAACCUGAGUGAAAUGGAAAAGGUCAAGAAACAGAUUGAACAAGAGAAGACUCAAGUCCAAGUGGCACUGGAAGAAGCAGAGGGAGCUCUGGAACGUAAUGAAAGCAAGAUUCUUCGCUUCCAGCUUGAACUCUUGGAAGCUAAAGCAGAACUUGAAAGAAAGCUUUCAGAGAAAAAUGAAGAAAUAGAAAAUUUGAGGAGGAACAAGCAAUGCGCUAUUGACUCCCUGCAGUCUAGUCUGGAUUCUGAAACUAGAAGCAGAAUUGAGGUGACCCGGCUGAAGAAGAAUGUGGAAGGGGACCUCAGUGAGAUGGAACUCCAGCUUAGCUGCGCCAACCGGCAGGUGUCAGAGGCAACCAAAUCCCUGGGCCAGCUUCAGACCCAGGUCAAGGACCUUCAGGUGCAGCUAGAUGACAGCACACACCUGAACAGUGAGCUGAAGGAGCAGGUGGCUAUGGCUGAGAGGCACAACUCUCUUCUCCAGUCCGAGCUAGAGGAGCUGAGGUCCCUGUACAAGCAGACAGAGUGUGGGCGCAGGCUGGCAGAGGAAGAACUCCUGCAGGCCACAGAGAGAAUCAAUCUUUUCCAUACCCAGAACACUAGCCUCCUCAGCCAGAAGAAGAAACUGGAGGUUGAUGUUGCCAGGAUGCAGAAAGAAGCCGAAGAGGCAGUGCAGAGGUGUCAAAAUGCAGAAGAGAAGGCCAAGAAGGCAGCCACUGAGGCAGCAAACGUAGCCGAAGAACUAAAGAAGGAGCAAGACACCAGUGCCCACCUGGAGAGGAUGAGAAAGAAUAUGGAGCAGACAAUUAAAGACUUACAAAAAAGGCUGGAUGAAGCUGAACAGACUGCAGUGAUGGGGAAUAGAAAGCAGAUCCAGAAGCUAGAAUCGAGGGUGCGCGAGCUGGAAGGGGAGCUGGAGGACGAGGCGCGCCGCGCAGCCGAGGCCCGCAGCGGAGCGCGCAGGCUGGAGCGCUGCGUCAGGGAGCUGAGCCGCCAGGUAGAGGAAGACAAGACAAAUCUGAGCAGGAUGCAGACUCUGAUGGAUAAACUUCAGCUACAAGUACAAAGUUACAAGCAGCAAAUGGAGGCAGCAGAAGCACAAGCCAAUCAAUAUCUUUCCAAGUAUAAGAAGCAGCAACAUGAGUUGAACGAAGCUAAGGAAAGGGCAGAGAUAGCAGAAUCUCAAGUCAAUAAACUCAAGAUCAAAGCAAAGGAGUUUAGAAAAAAGGCUCAUGAAGAAGAAUAAGAAGUCCCUGCUUAUGAAGGAUGGAGGCUGGACAAGGAUGGUACCAUUUAAUGACGGAAAACUUAGGUUGCAUUUGAAACAAGCAUUUAAAAAAACAUGUUGCACUUGAAACAAGCAUUUAAAAAAAUGUUUAUGUGGUGUGGAAAGUAGUUUAAACAAGGUGAUUAGAAGAUAUAAUAGAGUAUCUUUGCUUCCAAAGUUAAUGGGGAUUUUUCAGAUUCUCAAAUAUAAGUAAUGUAAGAAUUGUUUAAAUUCUGAAGUUAAAAAAAUGAAUACCUAUUCUUUUGUCCAUAUUGCCUCUCAAUGAGUAAUAUUUAUAGAAGACAUGAGGCCUAGGGUAUGUUGUAAAUUGUUAUUACUAAAGUUAAUGAAUUUUUCUUGACUCAUCCAUUCAGGAGUCUGUGUUUUCAGCCACUAAUGGUAGGAGUUGAUCAGCUUUCAUCCUAGCACUGUGGUGUACAUAUAGUCACAAGCACUUAGAAUUUAUAGAUUAAAUCCUCCUAAUCUACACCUGGCUUGGUCACAUGUUAGUGUAGCUUUUCAACACUGAAGCAGCUUCUCAUAUAAGACACUCCAUUCAGUGAUAGAUGGGAUAUUGGCUUUGUAUUGUGCCAAUGUAUCUAAGCAGGAGGUACAUUUCCUUUUUCUGUGUGCUUCUGGAUUAGAGUUGGUCACAAGGAAAUUUUCACCAGAUUUGAGAGGGAGAAGUGAAGGAGCAAUUGUCUACUUUAUGCUGUGAAGGCCAGAGUAUGGCCCCAGGCACUGUCAUAGCUGACAAAUGUUACCCCAGUCCAAGAAAGUGAGUUAGCAGUAAGGCUCCCUCCUUCAGCUUCGAGUCCUGCCUAGGUGUGCUUGGUUCCAUGGUACUGGAUGCCAGCUUCUCUAGCAGGUCACCCCUAGCGUUGCCUAGGAAUACGAGUCCUAGUUUGUUCUUGCAGAUUUCAGUUCAUCCUCACUCCAUAUCCAGCUCUCCAUCCUGAACACUGGCACAGCUGACUUCCAGCUACUUCAGGUCCAGCCCCAGCUGCAGAGGGGACAGCCUGACAUAGACUUCUUCACAAGUGCCCAAAAUUAUAUGAGGUUGAUGCUAUAUAAUAAAUCUUUAUUCCCUGUCAUUCUCAGCACUCUGCCUCUCUGACCCCAACCCUAACUCCUACAGAUGGCUCUAAGAUUAAUUCAGAGGCUCAACAGCAUUGAAAGACCCAGGUUCAUUCUUAUCUACUAUCUUCGAUUUGUUGACUUUGGUCUUUCCAUUUUGUAAGAAGACUAUAUAGCAGUUCUGAGCAUUUUCUCCUCACAAUUGAAGUUGUUUUUUUUUUUUUUAAAUAAUGAUAUCAACACUUUAUGCUAAAUACCUGUCAACAUUAUAGCAAAUACUUAGAGAAAAUCAGACCAGGUAGCAUUAACACACAGUUCGGGGUUGGUCUUCUCCUAUAAACUAUAGGGUCAAAGUUUAAGUCACUAAGAUCGUGGUUAGCCUUUUCUUUCUUAUAAAUUGAUUAAAAGGGAAGAGAUCAUCAAGUCAGCUGGGCUAUCCAUUCUCUUUGUGUAAAAAUUUAUAUGGAAAUCUAAAUUUAUUAUAAGGCUGAUUAACAAUAUGACAACUGAGCCAGAAAAAUGAAUCAAAUCAUCUCCAGAGCUAAUGUCACUCGGCUGUGCAAACCUGGUGUUGGAAGGUACAACCUAACCCCAGAGAUGUCAGUUUUUGAGUUGAUAGGGCCUUUUGCUCUAGGCAGUCUUGGAGAUACUGACAUUUUACACUUUGGAGUCCCUAAGACUCACUAUAUUAAAUCGAGUUUGUUACACUGCUAUUAACUAUUCACAUAAAGCUGGAGUACAAUACCUUAGCAUAUCAAUUGCCCCAGUUUUUCACCUUUUCACUAAGGUGAUUUCUGCUUUUGUGUUCUCUCACCUUUCAUUAGCUGAUUAGAUUUUUGAAUCAGUACUUAAGGAUACAUUUCUUCCAAGAUCUUGGUGGGAGGAGUGUCACCAAAUGAAAGUUUGAAUUGGCAUACAGAAAUUCAUCAUCUUGAUGCAGGUAGGGAGUCAGUGAGUGAUGAUUAGGACUUGAAGAGUAAAUGUGAUGGCAGGACAGACAAUGGUUGCAAGUCUUUCCAAUGGUAGAAUUAUUAGGCCAUGACAAGCCAUGGCUGGAAGUGCAGUGAAGAAAGGGAAAGAGAGGUCACUAAAUAUUAAAGAUGCUCAUCAUGUGUUGACAUAGUCCUGUCUUAAUUUCCUGUAGUAGCUGGCUGAGCUGAAAUAGCCUAGAACCAAGAAAAAUGGACUUGAAAUGGCUAUGGUUCAUGUAGGAAUAAUCAUUUUUAUCUUAAGUGUUAAAUAACAGUGUUUUGUUUUGAGGGGGGGAUAUUUAGAGCUAUUGUUUGCAUCUGUAAUCAGAGAUCUAUGAGACAGUUAUAGUUAUGAAGUCUAAAUUUCCCUUCUAGUGUUUAACCAAUAGGAAAAACAAGUUUACCCAACUCUUUGCUUUUAUUUAUAUUAUUAAUUAAAAUCAUAAUAAAAGGUGUGCAACAAAAUAUUUUAACUCCAUUUUAAAUUGAGUUUGCAAUCAAACUAUAACUUGUAAGUGAAUUAUUAAUGCCCAAGGAGCCUAGAAAUGGUUGGAAAAGUAUGAAAGGCCAGCCAUCUGAAUCUGGGCAGAAACUGUAAUCUGCUUUUCUCUAUUUUGUGUUUUUUUUCUACUUCUGUACAGUCCCAUGCUUCCAUUGAAAGAAUGAGUACAGUGGUGCACCAUCAUAUGCAUAGUACCAUUGGAGAUCUUCUCUACAAAUAACGAUAGGAAAUGAGAAGGGCAGCCCCUUAUUUAAGUAGAACCUAUUAAUAGACAUUGGAAAACGCUCAAAUUGUAUCCUCCCCCCCCCCCGUUAUGUUAUCCUAUGAUCUCUCUUACCCCUUUUCUCCCUUCUAUAAAAGUCUUGCAUGAGGAUGUGUGAAUCAAUUACUUUGAUACAGUAGCAUUCUUAUGCUAUAGAUGGUUUGAUAAAGGAAAGGCUUUACCUGGUUUUCUUCAGCACCAGCAGUGUUGGCCCUCUCAGUAUGGACAGAGCACCUUUCUAUAGGAAAAGAGAGAAACUUUGCAAAGAGAUUUUUUUUUCUAACAAAUUCUUUUAUUCCUACCUCAGCACUAUUAUGCUAUUAGACUCAGCUUAGUUACUCCCGCUUUCAUAUCUUUCUUCCAACAAACAGCCUUAAAAAUGCAUUCAGUGUAGAAAUACCUCAUCAGCUACAAAUAGCAAUAAAUUCUUAUGGCUGAUUCAGGUGCAUCAAACCAGGGAUAAAGGCUGUUCAACCAGGCCAGGAAUUCCUGGCUCUUUAGGAUUGUUGGCCUGAGUCCUAUUACCUGUUAACAAUGGAAAAAUAACAGCCAAGGAGGUGAUGGUUAAGCCCAGCAAUGGUGAAGGCAAAGGGCUUGUUACAAUGCCAUUUUCUAAGGAAGGCCUUACUUUUGUGCCUCACUAAAAUCUAGGAUAAUUUAUACUUAUCCUAGACUAAGGGUAUUUUACAACAAUUCUUGAAAAAGGAAUUUAAAGAAGAAAAUGCAUACCAUUGUCAUAUGAAACUACAACCAAGGACAUGGUGGUAGGCAAGGUUUGGGGGCCUUUAGUUUAACAGCUUGGAAAAUAAUUUCAGCCUACCUAACUACAGAACUAUACAGCUUUAUUUUUUUUUUUUUAAGUAGCAAAUACCCUAACAUUGUUUUUGCUGAUAUCUCCUCCAGAAUCAAUCCAGCCUGUUGUCCCUGACCUGGAGGGCUUCCUUCUACAAGCUAGGUCUUCCCUCUGGCUUCUAGCUGGGGUGGAGAGCAGAGAGAGGAAGGGUCAAAAUCACAUAUUUAUUCUCCCAGCAUCUUCCUUGUAAGGUCACCUUGGUCUGGCUGUGUCCUUCAAGUAAAAGUUACUCUCCCUACAAGGCAUCUGAUUUUAUAGGACUCUCUUCUUCAGGGUUUUGUAAAAGUACACCCUCUCCUUGUCCUUUUAAGUUUAGAUUUUGCUAACAAAUCAGCUGCUCCAAGCUCUGGAGAAAUGAACUAUCCUCUGUGCUCCCCUGUGUACAGUUUUGAGUGUGUCAGUCGUUUUCUGUUGGGACUUGACUUUUGCACACGUCCAGUAUAGAAACUAAACUGUCAUUCUGGAGCCAUAUGUAGUGUCCUAUAAUUUGAACCUGAAUCUAGUCACAAGUAUCAUUAUAUGAGGUCAGAGGUUGCUAAAGGGCACAAACUAGCCUUGCCUAUGAUUGCCCAUCUUUUUCUACUUUUGGCCAGCUAAGGGACAGGAGGAACAAGUAAUAAGUAAGGCUAGCCUACCUAUUAGUACAAAAUCACAGUGUAAAAUUGGUGAAAUGCUUGCUCACUGUCACACUUAAUAUCUUACCUUCAAUAAAGUUGUCUGUUAGGACCAAAUCCCCUAAUCUCAUCAGAAGCAAAAAGGCAAUUAUCAAUCAGAGGAAGGGUCAAUUUCAACCUCCCAGGACACUCAGUCUUCUCAGACAAAUUAUGGAAUAAGAGAGAGCUGCUUAGGAUCUAGAUCUACCUCUACCACUAGUUAGCUGGAUCACCCUAAGUGGUAUACAUAAGUCUGUUUUAUGCCCCUAAUUUCUUGUAUUCCAGUUUCCUGGUUUAUAAGAUGUAGAAAUAAGUAGAUCUAAGUUUUUCCUAGAUCUAAUUCUGUCAAUAGAGCCAAGAAGUCCUGUAACCAUGACAUCUUAAUGUAUCAUUUUAAAUUACCAUAAGUAAUUACUAUAAGUAAUCCAAGUUUGUUGCAGAAAAUCUAGAAAAGUAUUUUUAAAAAUGUAACAAUGAUUUUUUAAAAAGGCCCCAUAAAAGACAGAACAGUAGCACUAUAGACAAAGCUCAAAGAAAGAGAAAACAGAGUGCAGGCACUAAAGCAAGUCUAGACAUGGGGACAAACGCUUUCCAAAGGCAUCCAUUUUUAGUUUGAGCUUAUUUCUUUCCAGCUGUUUUUCAAUGCAAAAUAAUUUUGAUAAUUCUGUGUAUUAUUUUAUUGCCAGAUUUAAAUUUUUUCAGUCUGUUGCAAUACAUGUGCUUAUACAACUUUGACCAUUUAACUCAGAAUAAAUUUGUUAGAAAUAUAGUUAGCUAGAAA
Messenger RNA from Canis lupus familiaris (dog), 10937 nucleotides. It is a transcript of the gene MYH15, whose product is annotated as myosin heavy chain 15. The transcript has 41 exons. The record is from RefSeq and is a predicted model, not a curated record. The coding region runs from base 1 to 5817 and encodes 1938 amino acids. Gene Ontology annotation, cellular component: myosin complex. Lineage: Eukaryota; Metazoa; Chordata; Mammalia; Carnivora; Canidae. Gene Ontology annotation, molecular function: ATP binding; cytoskeletal motor activity; actin filament binding.